AUGCUAGUGCUGGCCUCGCCCGGCCUGUCCUCGCCACGCGGCGGCGCCGUCUCGUGUGUCGCCCGCUUGCGAUCACCGAAACCACUCGCCCAGUACGAGGAUCCUGGCCCGGAGCACCUGCGGACGGUCGAUGGCUUUCUGGGAGAAACGGCCGAGACACUCCGCACUGUCUUUGAUGAGCGGUUCGAAGAGCCACGGCAGGCCCACCCGAUGCGCUUCUGCUGGGACUACUGGCACGUGCCGUCGCAGUACACGCUGCAUCGGACGCAGGCUGCCUCCUACUUUGAUGAGGACGCCUUUGCGGCGCUGACCGACGCGCUGACGGCGUUCGGUCAGCGCGAGCUGGGCUGCCGCGCCAUCUCCCCGCCGUGGCUCUCCUUCUAUGUGGACGGAUGCGAGCAGCGGCUGCACGCAGACGGACCCUUCGCCUUCGUGCUCUCGCUCACGCGGUGGGAAGAGCGCCGCUUCAGCGGCGUGCGAGACCUCGCUGCUGCGGCCGUCUCGACCAAGACGCGCGGCUUCGACUCGUCGGUCGGGCUCGAGCGAGGUGACCUCGUGGCGGAGGCGGAGAUUACCCGAGAUUACACGAGAUUACCCAAGAUUAGCGAGGUUCAGCCGCUGUUCGACCGGCUGACCGUCUUCGACGCGCGGUUGCCGCACGGCACCGUCGCCGCCCUCCGCCACCUCGCGGACACGCUCGUCGUCGACCCGAGCCAGCUGCAGCGCGGGGCGGAGGCGGACGACGCGCGGCCGGCCGUGCUCAACGCGGUGGAGACGCACCUCGGCGGCGCGCGCUUCGCACCGAGCGGCGGCAACAGCAGCGUGACCGUACCCUUCCUGUUCGACUGA
This is a messenger RNA of Emiliania huxleyi CCMP1516, 849 nucleotides long. RefSeq lists its product as hypothetical. NCBI's taxonomy places the organism in Eukaryota, Haptophyta, Isochrysidales, Noelaerhabdaceae. The record is from RefSeq and is a predicted model, not a curated record. The transcript has 5 exons. Bases 1 to 849 code for a protein of 282 amino acids.